CAACAACACUGGUUAUACCCUCUUCAUUCUCUUCUUCACCCAUUUAACAUCAAAGUUCCAGUAUCACACAGUUCGAUUGGUUCAGAUGCAUUUACUGAAAGAAAUGGAUCUGAAAUUAUAAGUGAAACCCCACUUCGCCAUAGAGAUGACAGGCCUAAUUCUCCAUCAAACACCAGUAUUGGUGUCAUCAAAUACAAGACCGAAGCUGCCUUUAUUGGUAUGUCCAGAUUCUUCGCCUUUCUUUGCUGAUUUAUCUACAAGAACGACAUGUUCGUCCUCUUCAUCGUCAUCAUUUGAAAGAAGAGAUAUAUUGAAACUGCGAGGCAACAGAGUUACAGCAAAUGCAUUUAAUGUUGGUGCUAGUUCUGGGGGCUAUGCAGAGAGAGAUGGAAAUGAUAACCAAAAUUUGUCUACUAAUGAUCAAAACAAUGAAAGUUCACCAAUUAAAAAGCUUCCAGAUCAAAUUCGUUAUCCAGUCUCAAUAGCCCUUGUGCUAUCCGGAUGUGCUUUAGUAUUUUCAAUAAUCGCCUUUGGAAAGGGUGCACCUCCCUCUCUCUUAGCAGCAAUCGCAAAGUCAGGGUUCACAGCUGCUUUUACAUUAAUUUUUGUUUCCGAAAUUGGAGAUAAGACGUUUUUCAUUGCAGCUUUAUUGGCCAUGCAAUAUGAUAAAGGACUGGUUAUUUUGGGAUCAAUGGGUGCUUUAUCACUUAUGACUGUUUUUUCGGUCAUAAUUGGAAGGAUUUUUAAUUCGGUUCCAGCUCAAUUCCAGACAACAUUGCCAAUUGGAGAGUAUGCAGCAGUGACUCUUUUGAUGUUCUUCGGUCUUAAAGCUAUAAAGGAUGCAUGGGAUCUUCCAUCAAGUAAUGCUAAAAAUGGUGAGAAAAAUAGUAAUGAACUUGAUGAAUAUGCAGAAGCUGAGGAAUUGGUGAAAGAAAAGGCAUCUAAACAGCUCAAGAAUCCUUUUGAAAUCAUUUGGAAGUCAUUCAGUCUUGUAUUUUUUGCGGAAUGGGGUGACCGGUCAAUGCUUGCAACCAUAGCUCUUGGGGCUGCUCAGUCUCCAUGGGGUGUGGCAAGUGGAGCCAUAGCUGGACAUCUACUAGCAACCUCCAUAGCAGCAGUUGGAGGGGCCUUUCUUGCCAAUUAUAUUUCUGAAAAACUGGUUGGGUAUCUGGGAGGAGUAUUAUUUCUACUUUUUGCUGUUGCGACAUUUUUGGGUGUCUUUUAAGGAACUGGAAACAACCCAAUGAGUUAUGCUGAGAAGAACAUGGUUAUAUGGACAUAAAUGUGUUCUUGGUGUAUUUCUAUAUUGUGAAUUAGAUGAUUAAUCAUUUAAUCUUUUACAUGUUGGAUAUGAUUAAUCAUAAUUUCGUUUUCAAGAGAUUGAAAAUCGUAGAGAUAAUAAUAUCAAAUUGUUGGAAACAAAAUCAA
Messenger RNA from Lactuca virosa, 1428 nucleotides. NCBI's taxonomy places the organism in Eukaryota, Viridiplantae, Streptophyta, Magnoliopsida, Asterales, Asteraceae. The record is from the annotation of a GenBank genome assembly.